This is a messenger RNA of Capsaspora owczarzaki ATCC 30864, 2089 nucleotides long. RefSeq lists its product as hypothetical. Lineage: Eukaryota; Filasterea; Ministeriida; Capsasporidae. The record is from RefSeq and is a predicted model, not a curated record. The transcript has 2 exons. Bases 146 to 1831 code for a protein of 561 amino acids.
UUUGUUUCUCCAUUUUCCACUCAACCCCUCGCGCCCUUCUCUCUCUCUUCCUCUUUUUCCUUACUCUCCUUUCUUUGUCAGCCCUUCAAGCAAGCAGUCUCUGAAGCUCAAACCUUCCACUACAAAAACACAGCGACAUAAAGACAUGGGUGCACAGGCAAGCAAGUCCUUUGAAGAAGCAGAAGGCGAUUCUUCCCAAACUCGGGCAAACGGCUCGAAACCAAUUCAAACGGCUCGCGUCCACGACUUGCAUCUGACGCCCGUCCGCAACGCUCUGCCGGCGUAUCUGGACCCGCGCUCCCCGCAAAACAGGAUCGACCAUGGCGCAAUGGCGCCGCGGACUCCGCUGGCGGGCAAAGUCUUCAUGGAACGCACUCACAACGCUUCCCCUUCCAUCCGCAUGCCCAAGCGCCAUCCGCGUGUCAGCGAGCUGUCGGGUCACGCACCAUACCAGGCGGCUCACAAGAAGGCCAGGACUUCGGGAGUUCCAGAGACAGAGAUUGCGUUCGACCCGCGAUCGCCGAGCCGCAUCAGCCGGACUCCGCUUCGCUCAACUGCCGCUCCAACAUUCGAUCCGAGGUCACCUCGCAUGGUGGCUCGCACCCCUCUCGCUCAUCAGCAGCAACAGAAGCACUACUCUGCAAUGAUGCAGACCGCGGCAAUGGUGCCGCAGCAAAUCUUGGUUCUCGAAGAGCCGUUGGACUCGUCGUUCGCCGCCCCUGCGCAAGACGAGCCCUGGGAGGAUGUCGAGGAGAGUGAAGAAGACGAAAACGCUACACCCGCCCAAGAGGUUGCAUCUGACGACUCGAACAAGGCCUUCCACGGCGCGUUCACUUCGCAAACCUCGAUCAAGUACGCGUCGGGCGCCCAUCGCCGCUUGCUGAUGCCAAGCGAGCGCAAUUCCAGCCGCAAUCCCUUUCCGUCUCCGAUGCGCAUGAACUCGCUGCCUGGGUUCAACACCCCCAUUUUGCGCAAGCAAAUGCUCGUUCGUCAGGCACAGCGCCGCGUGACUCCCGUCUCUGUCGUUCUUUCGGAAGACACUGCACAGGAGGAUUCCGACGCCGAGUGGCAGGAUGUUCCCGCUUCAGAGGCGGUCGAAACCCCUGCGACCGAGCUUGGCAACUCGCUCAAUGAAAGCAUGCUCGUCAUGGUCGACGCCAGCUCGCCUUCGCGGCAGAUCAGCGGGGCUUUCUCAACACCCAUGGACACAACCACAGGCAUGGACUUGGCCACCACCGUCGAUGACCUGAGUGGUGACGAGGAGGAGCAGGACGACGACAACAUGCCUUCUCCCAUUUCCAAGCCAAGCAAGCGCAAGAGCUCUCUGGACGCCUUUGACAUUCACGCCGAGCUGGACGCUGCGGUGAGCGCAAUGAAAAAGCAAGAGCUGUCGCGCCCCGUGUCUGUCGACUUGACGCUGACGGAAAAGCCCAACAAGCGCAAGUCUGCCCUUGCGCUCCCCAUGCUCGCCGACAUGUCUGUCAUGCAGGCUCGCGCGCCGACUCGCUUUAGCACACCUCAGCUCUCGCCUGCUCGUAAGCGCGCAUCUGCCGGCCCGCAAUGGCAAGCGAACAGCGCUGCUCGCCAGCCGCUAGGACUUGCCACGCAGAAUCAGACCGCUGGUGGCCUUUUCGGCGCCGUGGUCAACACCAAACACAUGCGGACACCCCCGUCCAAGCGUCAGUCACAGCUCUUCACAGGUGUCAAGGCUGGCGCUGAGAACGCCUUCUCGUUCAGCCCCGCCCAAAAGCGCCUGUUUUCCAGCGUUGCUCCUUCUCCUUUGCGUGACAGCGGGUAUGGCGGCAGCAUGGAGGCUUCUUCUGUGAUGUGAGCUGUCCUUCAUCUCGCGCAUGUCGUUCUUGUUGAUAAUUUUGGUCGAGUCGAUGCUACGUUCCCUUCUUCUGUUUUCUAUCUCGCCAUUUCUGUUGAAUAUCCCCCCACCCCUCCUGCAUCCUUCUGCAAUGCAAGCUUGCCUGCUGUGCAGAAGUUACUCUCGUUGUUGUUGUCGUUGGUGUUGUUGUUGUUGUUGUUGAUUGUUCGAAAUGCUCAAAAGUUCCCUCUUGAAAAUGCACUUCAAAACAACUUUCAU